Cyphellophora attinorum is the source of this 3624-nucleotide messenger RNA. RefSeq lists its product as uncharacterized. The coding region runs from base 1 to 3624 and encodes 1207 amino acids. The record is from RefSeq and is a predicted model, not a curated record. NCBI's taxonomy places the organism in Eukaryota, Fungi, Ascomycota, Eurotiomycetes, Chaetothyriales, Cyphellophoraceae. The transcript is spliced from 4 exons.
AUGUCCGAAGAGCUGUUUCGGUUGUGCUUGAUUCGUCCGCCGCUAAGACCUAACCCACGCUAUGCACCUAUUCCACUGGCCCAAGACAGCGACUUUCAGGUCAAGCUCGGCAGCGCUGUGAGUAGCAAUCCUAACGAUCCGCGGCAAGGCCUGGAGAAUGCGGCAAAUCAGUAUGUGGCGUCCGCCGAGUUCGCUGGCAUCAAUGCUGUUGAUGCGAAUGACGUAUCGCUGGAAAAAGCGUCGAAAGCUAUCAGUGAUUUGAUCGAAGGCAAGCGAGCUGCUACAACCUCGGGACCUGCAGGGACGAGUACCACUGGCGAGGUGGUGGCCGCGAAUCACGGCACGCUGACCGAGCAGAUCGAGGUUGCUCUGUCCUUACCGGAUCUUUCUGCUGUGCCAGCGUGGUUUGACCAUCUCGCGAAGAGACUCAAAGAUUCGCUUGUCGCUCUCCGAAUGCUGGGAUUUGAGUCAGAUACUGGGACGGUCGCCAUCCUCACGCUGAGACUUCGUACCAUAGAAGUUGUCCGCAAGGCCGUUGCGGACCCGAACUUUCCCCUCGAUGCGCUCGAUCUCCAGAAGUAUAGUCUCCGGCCAGUGGUGGCGCCAACCUUCGCUGAGCUCAAGUCAAUUCUCUCUACGGCAACUGCACGUCAAGAGGCUGAGCGCGCGGCCGAAGCUGCACGUGUCGCAGCGCAAGCGAAGAUCGAUAGCCUGUUCAUUCAACGACAGCGAUUCGUCAAUGCGCUGGACGAUAUCAUUCGACUUCCUAAUAGCCUGCGUACCACAAUCAAGCCCAAGCCUUUUGCACCAGUCGCACCUCCUGUGGACCUCACGCAUGUAGCGCUCGCUGCACGACAUCAGGAUCUGAUUCAAAACCUGGCUAAUUUGACGCUGAAGUCUUUUGAGAGGGGUCUGCAAUCGCCAAUCGUGGUCAGGUCCCUAGGAGAAAAUGCAGCUGCUUCGAGAGCCGAGACACACGACACAGCCCUAGCUCAAGCAUCUGCCAUUGUCAACCCUCUGGUGAAUAUGUCUAAAACUCUGUUGGACACCUUCGGCCAAGUCGCAUUUCAGCCACCACCGCCUCCCGCACUGCCAGAAACACAAGAAGUCCCAUUUAAGUUACUACCUACAGCGGUGUCUAGUCUCAGAAACGACACGCUGAGCGUCUUCAAGGAUUUGUCAAUCAGGCUGGACGAGAAGCCAGUGGAUGUCAACGUCGCAAACCUAAGAUCAGCGCUCAGAGACAACGCGCAGCAGCUGGACUUGACCUACAAGCCCUACGUCAGCAACAUUGCUAAGGUCCGUAGUGUGGGUGCCAUGCGCGUUCAAUAUCAGAAGCCUGCUGUCAGCGCCUGGUAUGGAGACUUUCUUGCCGGGCUCAAAGCACCUAUUCUGCCGGCCCCUCGUUUUCUUCUGCCACGGCUCACUGGGCGCGUCAACGUUCUGGGAGUUGCUGACCUGCUUGUGGUGAAGCAACAACUCAUUCGGUACGAGGGAGGUGAUGUUGCUUAUAUCGAGAACGUUCUCAAGGGUGAGACGAGAAGCCGUGAAGUCAAUACGUCGACGGUCGAGGAGACCGAGACCACGACAGAAUUGGAGACAACAGAGUCUCAAGAGACGGACACUACCACCGCAGAACGCUUUGAGGUGUCUCAUGAGAGCGCCAACACUAUAAAGGAAGACGCCUCAGUGAAGGCCGGAGUGACCGUAUCAGCGAGCUACGGCCCGACCGUCAGCGUGUCAGCCAAUGCAAGCUUCUCCAACGAUCGCAGCAAUACUGAAGCAACCAAAGAGGCUUCUCGGUACUCAAAAGACGUGACCGCCAAAGCUGUCGACAAGAUUACUAAGAGAAUGCUGCAAAGAAUCGUGAGAAAGAUUAGGACUGAAACCUCGACUAAGGAUCUCCACGAAUUCAAGAACACAUCAGGCCCCGACAGCAGUCACAUUGCGGGUGUAUAUCAGUGGCAGAAUAAGAUCUACGAAGCCCAGACCUGGAACUACGGCAAGCGUACCAUGCUUGACUUCAUGAUACCCGAACCCGGUGCCUUUUACCUGGACAAGCAGACUGAUCCGAACGAUGCAACGGAUACACUGGUCAUGGUCCCAUCAUUUACUGCGCUGCCAGAGUCGCUGGAUGUCAAGACUUACACGCAGUACUUAGUGCAGUACAACAGCACUGCAUCAUACGCUGCUGGGAAAGACGAGCCUCACUCGAAGGCGGACAAGAUUGUGAUCCCGGCAGGGUUCAUGGUCACAGGGAUUUCUGUUACCGCCACCGGAGUAUCACAGCUGGAUAAGAACCAGAACUGGGUCAUGGUCACUUGUGGCUCAUUCCAGUGGGGUUGGGACCCCAAGAAAGCUGUCAUUGGCACUGUGACAGUCACGACCGACUACAUCUUCUUCAAAGACAAAACCACAACCAAGAUCAUCGGCCAAGGCGCCCUCAGCGGCGUCGGCACCGCCGACGAGGCUGACAUCACGAAGGAACAAGGCGAGAUACCCUGGUCUGUGACUGCUGCUUACAUGGACAACUUCGCCGUGACCAUCGAACUCUUCCUCGACCGCACCGAUGAAGCACUCCGCAACUGGCAGAACACAACUUGGGCAAAAAUCAAAGCCGCCUCCAACAAGAUGAUCGCCGACCAGAACGCGGCCAUUGAUGCCGCGAAAUUCAACUCGGCCUUCCAAGGCCGCAAUCCGGACAAGAACGCCGCCAUCAUUCGCAAUGAGAUCAAGAAGAACUGUAUCUCUAUCAUGGCUGAUUCACACUUCGACGAGUAUGGCGCCGUCCAGCCAAGCCGUACACUGCAACAACCCGGGAAUCUACCCAUGUCGGAGAUCGAUCUGGAUAAAGCCUUCCAACAGGGCCCCUACGUGCGCUUCUUCGAGCAAGCUUUCGAAUGGCAGGAAAUGACCUGGAUUCUUUACCCCUACUUCUGGGGCCGCAAAGAUCACUGGUACCGUCGCGUUGACUACCAGGACGAGGAUCCGGAGUUUGAGAAGUUCAUCCAGGCGGGUUAUGCUCGCGCAAACGUCCCUGUGAGGCCGGGCUUCGAGGGCGCACUGGAGCAUUUCCUCGCAACGGGUAAGGUCUGGAUGGGUGGGCCGCUGCCAGGGAUUAGUUCACCGUUGUUCUUACCUAUCGCAGCGGAGAUCCAGGAGAGUCUGGGAAAGGGCGCAGAGCAGCCUACCAAGUAUGGUGAUCCGUGGGAGGUCAAGGUGCCGACGAAUCUGAUCCGGUUGAGGAGGGACGAUCUGGCACCGGAGUGGAUCAAGGAUAAGAUUACUGGUGAGUACAAGGCUGUGCCGGACAGUGCAGACUCCGCUAUGCGAGCGUCGGAGGCGCGAAAGAUUGGUGCACCGCCACUGGCGGCCACCGAGAAGCCCGCCGCAAACAACAUAGCGACUACUGGUGCAUCGCAGCCAGCAGCGACAGAGAAGACUGCCCCGCAUACUACACCGAGUAUUGGCGCCUCGCAGCCAACAGGUACUGGGGAGACCGCCACAUCAGAGACACCCAACCGUGGAACCUCACAGCCAACAAGUGGUGAGAGGAGUGGCUCGUCUAACACACUGAACACUGAUCCUGUUGUCGUUGAAGCUGAGCCGAAACCUGCAACGUAA